Molecule: messenger RNA, 1408 nt
Organism: Artibeus jamaicensis (Jamaican fruit-eating bat)
Lineage: Eukaryota; Metazoa; Chordata; Mammalia; Chiroptera; Phyllostomidae
Gene: MANSC4
Product: MANSC domain containing 4
Exons: 4
Coding region: 371-1408 (345 amino acids)
Source: RefSeq, a predicted model, not a curated record
GAGGACUACUUAAUGAAGAACUACCUCUUCCCUAUCUUCUCGCAUAUUGCUUUGCCAUGAGAGAAAGAGGAGAGAAUCCAUGUCUUUAAGAGGCUAAGGGACGAGGUAAUGAAAUGGCCUGGAAAGUGCACAGAGUUAACGCCAGCAGGUCAAAUGUUCACCUGGGGCUCCGCUGGGAAGAAGCAAAAGAAAACUCAACAUGCAGUCAAAGAAUGGCCUCAUUUUUCUGGAAAGUGACACUCUAGAUGAGUUCCAAGGAAGCUGUCCCUUAGCAACAGCCCCGAAGUCCAGACACUGUCCUAAUCCGUGAUGGUCAGCUCCAGCUUCUGCCUGGAAAUCAGAUUCAUUCCUGCAUCUCCUCACCAGGGAAAUGCAUGUGGCGGUGUUGGCAGCCGACGUGAUACUGCUCCUGAGCAUGGGGCGGACGGCAGACUCUCUCUGCUCGCCCACUAUUUUUUACAGAGACUGCUGGAUCCGCCGCUUCCCGGGGCUCCUGCUGGACCUGGAGGAGUCCCAGAAGAUGGGGGCUCAGUUUCUGAGAUACUAUACUGAAAGCACCGGUCAGAAAUGCAGUCGGAGCUGCUGCCUUAGAAAGGAUGUGGCCUGUAACCUGGCCGUCUUCUACCACGACCCGAUUCACGACAGCGUCAACUGCCUGCACAUUCACUGCCCAACGACAGAGAGCUGCAUCCUGGAGCCGGGGACCAGUGCCAUUUUGUACACCAUCACAGACGGUAUAGAUCCAGAUUUGCUGGUUUUUGGACAGGCGCCUCCCACACGUCUAAAUGCCCAUUCUUCAUCUAACGGGUGGGAGGCACUAAGGAAUCUGAAAGCGAUGAAUGUGCGUCAACAGCAGCCCCCCACGGUAAAACAGAUGCUACCAUCGACACAGGCUCCGGCAUCAACCACGCAUCAAGAUUGGGUUGUGAACACAAACCAUACUAGGUAUUCCAAGGAAGUAACCACAGAUUCUUGGGCAAGAUUCAUUUCCCUGAACGAUUCCACUGCCACCAAGGUAAAUAAGGUGUCACGCAGUGCUGCCUUCAUCAGCAACCCAGAUAACAAGACUAUCUCUGCUUUCUUUGUGCCCACAGACAGGAAGCCUUCUCAUAUGCCCAUCCCAUCCCCCCUCAACAGCAACAAGCAAUUGCUGAACAAAACCAAAGGCUACAACAGCGGGAACCACACCUCUGAGAACGAAAGCAAGACACCUAACGGGGCACUUGUGACUUCAAAGACCUGGCUGGUGCCUGUGGUCCUCUGUACCGCCGUCAUCUUUCUCUGCUGCUGUACAGUCCUCCUGGCAUCUGGAUGCUGUCGAAAGAGGCGGGGCCAGUAUAAACCAGGGCAGAGAAAGUCGGCACCUGGGCAACUUAAAAAAAGUUACGUGCUGAAGGAGCGCUCGUAA